Molecule: messenger RNA, 1050 nt
Organism: Saccharomyces paradoxus
Lineage: Eukaryota; Fungi; Ascomycota; Saccharomycetes; Saccharomycetales; Saccharomycetaceae
Gene: MSS2
Product: Mss2p
Exons: 1
Coding region: 1-1050 (349 amino acids)
Molecular function (GO): protein binding
Source: RefSeq, a predicted model, not a curated record
AUGCAAAGGUUUAUUAGUAGAUUUGUCACUACACCACGAAUACCCAAAAAGUUUCAAGAGAUUUUCCCAAAGAAACGUACCAUUAAUAAAAUUUUAUUCCAGUUAGAUACAAGGCUUACAUAUCGUGAAAUGUUUCCAAUAUUUCUGCAGGUAUCACAAACAACUAAUGAAGAGAAUGUCCCAUGGAAGAAAAAAUAUCCUUAUAUAAAGAGUUCAGACAUUAUGCAGAUGCGAAACGUCUUGAUAACUUUAAGGAGGCAAAACAAAUUUGUCCACAAAGAUUUAUUGGCUAUGGAGGACAAGUUAUUGAAUAUUGCUGCCGAGCUUUGUAACAACGAUGCUAUAUCCAUCCUAAGCUUCAAUGUGGUACAUGGUCAUAAAAGGGGAAGCGUUGAAUACAAUUAUCAAAAUGACGUCGAAACGGCAAAUAGAUUCAUAAAGAAUUUAUAUGCGCGUAAUCACCACUUAACAGUUAAAUUGAUAGGAGAUAUGUUUUUCGAAAAUAAGGCUUAUGAUAAGGCUCAGAAGUAUUACAAAGAAUUUCUGAAUCUGGAAAAUAGUACCAAAUUGACUGGCGAAGUUUACGGAAAACUUGGGGAAAUUCAAAUAAAGCAUGUCAAUGGUUUUUUGAAGGCAGAAAAGUCAUGGUUGAAAUGUAUAGAAUUGUUGGAAAUUGAGAGAAGCUCACGUUGGUACUUUCUUUUGGCGAAGUUAUAUCUGAGUUCAGAGCCUAUGAAAGCAAGAGCUUUGCUAGAGAAUUGUGCAUCAAUUGGAUUUAAAGAAUCUUUCAAAACAUUAGGAUUCCUUGAAUUAAACUACUUUCACAAUCACGAAAGGGCGAAAGAAUGGUUCAAAAUAGGUAUGGAAAUAAUGGAUUUAGAAUGUUUCUUCGGGUUUCUUGACUGCUGUUUGAAAGUAAAGGAUAUUAGAGGUGCAAGAGAUUGCCUAGAAAGUGUAAAAAAACUAGGGAAUAACGAUAAUAAAAAACCAAUGAUUGAUGCCUUUCUUGAAAGCAGGAGAGAUUCCAUAAAGCUGCUGGAUAAAGCAUGA